CAGUUGCGGUCGUCAGACAACAUGGAGAGAUUUACGUGGACGGCGGUCAUACUUUUGGUCAAGUUAGUGGUCACUUCAGCCGAGACAAACUGUGAUCAGUCGUCAAGUGUAUGGCUCCAGGACCGGGAAAAUGGCGUGGGAUGUGAGGACCAGUUUCCUUCCUGUGGUUACACUCUACGACCACUGACGGACGUGUUCGGUGCAGAAGUUGUAGACGUGGAUCUCUCAUCUCUUGACUCAAGCUGCGCAAGUGCACUCCGACAGGAAGCGUACAUGUACAAAUUUCUGUUGUUUCGGGAUCAAGAUUUAAGCUGGCAGGACCAGAUACGUUUCACAGAACUCAUGGGUACACCAUUUAUGGAAACCGCGGCUGUAAACAGGAAAUUCCACCCAAAGGUCCCGGAUGGUCGACUGGGUUAUUUCUCGAAUGACCCGAAUGAGGGCCUACAAGGCCAAGGGACAGAGGGGUGGCAUGUAGACGGAAAUAUAGUCUCCGUCCCUCACAAGUUUACUAUCAUAUACUGUGUUAGUGCCAGUAAAAACGGCCCUACACUCCUUGUACCACUGAAACAGAUAGUCGAUAUGCUCAGUCCGGAGGAAAGGACAUUCCUGGAUACGAUAUCUUUUGUAAGUGGCCACAACUCCAGUGUAGUAAACCCUCUGAUAUACAAACAUCCGGACACGGGCGAAGAUACAAUAAUGUUAGCAUUGGGAAUACUAUCAGGGAACUACAUUCAAAAACAAGAAAAUGGAGAAGAAAAAGUCCUGUCCAAGGACGAAACCAAAUACAUACAAGACAUUCUUGAGGCCAAAAUACUAGGUUCAAAUCUGAUCUACUCGCAUCAAUACAAGUCCAAGGACUUACUUCUUCUCAAUAACCCUUCGAUCGCACAUAUAGCUGGCCCGGGGUCACAGAGUGCAGUUGAAUUUUCCGGUCUUCGCCUGAUGCACCGAUCUACCGUCCGCGGGGAGAAACCGCCCAGUAAGAAAACGUCCAUUCAGUAUGCAUGCGACACGUUUGCCCCACACGAGGACGGAUAUUGUUUAUUUUCGUUGAAGGACUCUGUGUUUUACCCAAGAUACGGUGUCUUUGAUACGAAAGACGUGGCCAGACAAAGAUGUGAGGGAGUGAAUGCUCAUGCCGAUUUAGCGGUCAUCCCAAAUAAAAAAUGGAACGAUGUUGCGAAGAAAAUCAUUGCACGCACGCGUGUCCCCCAUUGGAUUAAUGGAACAAACUCAAGUGAUGAUUACGUGUUUUGGAGUGACAUCAAAAGUGAGUUUACAAACUGGAACGAAGGCCAACCGAACGAUAAUGAUGGACCGGAAGAAUGUGUUAUGGUCGGGCCGUUCGGUGCCUGGUACGAUAUACCAUGUGCGCCGAAUUCAAAAGAAGGAGCUGACCCCGGACCUGUGAUCACAUGGGAGGACGGGGUUAGGCGGAAGUACAAUGUUUUCCCACUUUGUGGGGUCAAGGAAGUUCAUCUGUGAACCCGACUGUAUGGAACGAUACAGACGUUAAGCAGUUUAAUUGAAAUACGCAUGUUAUGAAUGUUAUCAAUGGAUAUAUACGGUACGCUACCUCACUAAAAACCCACUAGGUGUUGAUAUGGACUUUUCGAUCUGCACAUUAAAACAAUUGCAGAACUGCCAUACGGCAAUUAAAUGUACUUCUGCAAAACAGGAAUAAAUCUGCGCCAGAACAGAUGUUUAAAGCACA
Molecule: messenger RNA, 1717 nt
Organism: Mizuhopecten yessoensis (Yesso scallop)
Lineage: Eukaryota; Metazoa; Mollusca; Bivalvia; Pectinida; Pectinidae
Product: (S)-phenoxypropionate/alpha-ketoglutarate-dioxygenase-like
Exons: 2
Coding region: 22-1488 (488 amino acids)
Molecular function (GO): oxidoreductase activity
Source: RefSeq, a predicted model, not a curated record